AUCAGCUUCUUCUUCUUUUCUCACCAAAAGUCACCGCGAGAAAUUUUUACGAAAGUGGCGUGGAGCAAAAGUUGUUCGCUCGUAAUGUUCCACGAAUACGGUUCCGUUUAGUGGUUACUUCCGGUCCGAAAGUAGUGCAAUCCGUCGCCGGUUCGCAAGAAUUACUGUCAAUAUAAUCUGAGGGUUCCUCGAAACCCCUCGGGCCGCCGCCACAAUGUCGGUCCACUACAAGUUCAAGAGUGCGCUCGAUUUCGACACCAUCACGUUCGAUGGGCUGCACAUCUCCGUGUCGGACCUCAAGAAGGCCAUCGUCCACCAGAAGCGCCUCGGCAAGACGAUGGACUUUGACCUGCAGAUUACGAACGCGCAAACCAAGGAAGAGUACGGUGACGAUUCGGUGCUGAUUCCGAAAAAUACCUCGCUGACGAUCGCCCGCGUUCCGCUCAAGAACGCCCCCAAGAAGAACUGGGAACCGAAGCGCUCGCAACGGGACGACACGGACAAUGCGUCCGGGCAAGGACCGGCGGCGAGAGCAGCGGAUUCGCGCAAGGGCCAGGAUGCGGCCGCGAUGCAGUCCAACGUCGAUCUGUCCACCAUGAACGGCACCGAGGAGGACAAGAUCCGCGAGAUGAUGUUCCAGAGUACGGCCGAGUACGACCCGACCAAAUUUAAGCACAGUUACCAGCGAAUCCGCGGCCAAUCGCAAACGGGGGAAGUCCCCGUCAACUACAAGUGCUACCGCUGCCACAAGCCGGGCCAUUGGAUCAAAAACUGCCCGCUCGGUCCAAUCCCCAAGGAAGCGAUGGAGGUGGUGAAGCGCACCUCGGGCAUCCCGCGGUCCUUCAUCGAGCGCGACAAGGACCCGGAGAACAACCCGAUCAUCCAGCUGCCCGCGGCGGUGCCCGAGGAGAAGCAGGUCAUCCCGGAGGACUUGAUCUGCGCCAUCUGUAAGGAUCUGUUCACGGACGCGGUGAUGAUCCCGUGCUGCGGCAGCUCGUUCUGCGACGAGUGCGUGCGGACGGCGCUGCUCGAGUCGGAGGACAACGAGUGCCCGGACUGCAAGGAGAAGGGCUCGUCGCCGGGCUCGCUGAUUCCGAACCGGUUCCUGCGGAACUCGGUGAACGCGUUCAGGAACGAGACGGGGUACACGAAGGCGCCGCAGAAGGCGAAUAACAAGCAAACCAAGCCGGUUGAAGAACCUGUGGCGUCGGAGCAGACAGCGGUUUCGUCGUCGACGAACGUCGCGGAAGCGCCCAUUGAGGGAGCGGAUGGCGAGGAGAAGAAGGAGCACUCGGCCGAGGAAGGUCAGCAGGAGUCUACGGAUCACUGUGACUUGCACGAAAGCUACGAAGAGGUAUCUCAACACGGAGAUAUCGGGUCACCGAAUGGGGACGACAAGGCGUUUGACAACGACUCGGAUUACGAGGACGGGAUAACGGUGACGGUUCCGCCAGCUCACGUGCAGAGUCGUGGGGCGUCCCGGCUGCACUACAACGGCCGAUCGUCGCACUAUCCGCGGCACGAGACUCCGCCCACGGGUGGUGGGUACGAAUAUCCGCGAGAGCCGUACAACAGUGGAACCAGUAGCAGCGGCGGAAGUCGCAGUGAACGCCCCGAGGUUAGUCACGAGGAGGGGAGGGGAGCAGGUGAGGAGUCACGAGCUCCGAAGCGCGAAGAAGACAAGGACGGAAGCUACAAUUCCGCCCCGGCGGGAGCUCCCAAGCACGAGUAUGGAUCACGUUCUCCGGAUUACCACCAGCCAAGCCGGGGACUUAUUCCGUUGCCAACGCGAGGCCAUCCACCGCAACAUCCCUCGAUGGGAGGACAUCCGCCCCAUUCGGGCUACAUGGGAGCGCCUCACCAGGGACCUCCCGGCCCCGGAUAUCCAGGAGCGCCCCACCCGGCGGCACCCCAUCCGUACCCUGGAGCUUAUGGAAUGCAACCCGGUUAUCCUCCACAACGUCCGUACGACCAUCCCGGCGGUAUGUACCAUGGUGAGCGACCUCCGCGGAUGAUGUACCCACCGCGGGGAGGUUACGCCCCUCAUCCGCCCCACAUGCGACCACGCCACAUGGCACCGAUGGGACCGGGUGGCUAUCCGGGCGUCCCCCACGUUGGAACUGGCGUCAUCGACGACCCGCUGGAGGCCUUCAAUCGGAUCAUGCGCGAAAAGGAACGUCGCAAGGAGCAGGAAGCGGCCAAGCAGGCCAGUCGGCACCGAUCGUCGCCGCACGCCGACCGCAGCCGUCGCUCGCGAUCGUUCGAGAACUCCGGCAGCGGAAAUCGGAGCAGUCGUCGCUCGGCGGAACGCGAUCGGCGUCGAUCUUCGAGGGCACGCUCGCCCGAUCGCCGCAGAACAUCGGAGGAGAAGCACGGUGGCGGAGAACGCAGCGAGAGGGAACGCGGCGGUGGUGAAGGUGGACGAGGAGGCGGAGGAGGUCGACGUCGCAACAGGUCCAGCUCGUACUCGAGCGGAUCGCGAUCGUACUCCAGAUCACCAGCGAAGCGUGGCAAGUCGCCGAAGAGACGCUCGUCGCGCAGUCCGCAGUACCGGGAGCGACGCUCCCGAAGCCGGUCCAAGUCGUUCGACGAAAGGAGACACUCCAAGCACAGCAAAGAUCGCAGCCGCGACGAACGUCGUGACGAUCACCGGGGCGAGUACCGUGACAAUCGGGAACGAUCGCCGGGCUACGGCUCGCACUACUCUGGCUAUCGCGGUGGUCGUGGCAGUGGUGGCUACCGCGGGGGAAUGCGAGGACGCGGCGGUUCCCGCGACGGAGGUUACUACCCGCGCAGUGGUUACGGUGGCGAGCGUGGCCACAUGCCCCAGCAAGGCCCGGACCAGUACGGCCACCCGGGCAUGGUCGACUACCACCAUCACGAUCCGUCGGUGGUGGGCAUUCCGCCGCAUCACCACGGAGUUGCUCCGAUGGGGGCCGGACCGGCCGGUGGAGGUCACUACGCGGUUCCGGUGCAGCAACAGCAGCAGCAGCAGCAAGUGAUGGCGGCGGGUGGAGGCGGUCCCGCUCCAAGCAGAUUCCCCCCACGUGACGUUGGUCGCGAUCCGUACAUGGGUGGCCACCCGGCCGUAAAGUCCGACUCGAUGGGAGGCUACUACGAUGAUCCUGCGGCGCGGCAAGUCCCCAUCCCGCAGCAGCAGCAGCCCCAGCAGCAAGCGCCGACUCCGAGCGUGGAGCCUCCACCGCCGGGCUUCGAAGAACAGGACACCUGGUCCGGCAAGCAGGAAUCGGACUACCGCGCACCAGCCAACGUGACCGCCAUUAAGACCGUAAGCGCGGAAGAGGCGGCGUACGGCGAUUACCACAAUACGCCAAAGAGCCGUGACCGGGACGAGCAGCGGGGCCACACACCGGUCAUGCGGGACGGCGAUCGUCACCACCACGAUCAGGACAAGGAGGGUGGAAGCAGCAGCAGCAAGAAGAAGAGUCGCGAUGACGGCGGCGAUCGUAGCCGGGAGGAGCGUCGGGUGCGGUCCAAGACGCCGGAUCGGCACGACAAGGACAAGUCGAAGCGGGGAGAUAGGGAGGAUCGUGGCGGUGACAAGGACAAGAAGCGACCUCGGGAUGUGAGCAAGGAUAAGCGGGGAGCGGAGAAGGAGCGCCACCGAGAGGCGGAGAAGAGUCGCGAGCGGGAGACGAAACGUAAGCAGAGAGAUUCUAGCGAGGAGGAAAAACGGGACAAGAAGAAGGACAAGGAGAAGAAGAAGCGAAAGAAGGAGAAGGAAGCGGAGAAGAAGAAGCACAAGAAGGAGCGGAAGGAAAAGGACAAGGACAAGCGCUCGAAGGAGGGAAAGAAGGAGCGCAAGACGGUGGAGAAGGAAGAGGCAGACAGUUCGCUGCAGCCGGCCACUCCGAAGCAUGCUCCGAGAAGGGAGGAAGGGGAGAAGGAGCAACCGCAGGUUGACACCACUCAAGAGUACAUGGCGCACGAGCUGGACGACACGCUGGUCAUUCCGGAACGUUGUCACGAUCUCAGCAAAACUGCCUCCGAGGGUGAGGACAAUUCGUACCGUGAGGAACCUUCCAGCAGUCACGAUCAACAGGAAGAACAGCAUCAGCAUCUUGAGGAGCAGGUCGACCAUAGCGAUCUGUACUCGGACAUCCCGGACAAGUAUGAGGGCGAUCAGCUGGAGAAAUCCGUGCUCGAGGGUCACCUCGGUGACGAGGAGGACGCCGACCUGGUCAACAGCAGCGGUGUCGCCGCCGAAGAUCAGGACGACAUCAAGCGCUCCGACUCGAUCCUAGACCUGCACGCCAACCUCGACUUUGAGGGAGAACUGGAAGAGGGCGAGCACCAGUCGCCCCCCAAGUUCAUCGGCAUCCCCGAGCUCUCCAAGUGGGAACUGGACGAGGACACCCCGCUCAUCUCCAGCACGGAACGCAAGGUCAUGCUGGACGAGGGAGGCGUGAACGUCGCCAAGCACGACGACUCGUCCACCAAGGUCACCAACGAGGUGCUGAAGCGGGCCGAGAAUGCGAUCUUUACGCGCGCCAUCAACGCCAUACGGCCCAUCGAGAUCAAGAAGAUCAGCGUCGAUCGACAGAAGCUGUACGCCAACGAGGGUGGCCACGAGCACGAGCACGACGUGGUGGAGAUCAAGAACGAUAAGCAGCAGGACGAACUGAAGCGGUUCCAGGUCACCGUCCCCACCAACGACGACCACGCGGAGCGCUCGGUCGAAAUCAAGGGCAUGGACGGCAAACCCGACGGUCGCGGCUCGCCGGUUCGCGCCUCCAUCAAGGAGCGCCUCGGCAACAAAAUCACCGACGUCAUCCGGGGCAGCAGCUCGAACACGUUCUCGCGUUCGCGCACCCCGCCCCAGUCGUCGACGUCGUCCGGCCUGCGCAAGGUCAAGUCUUCUACGGUGGGAUCAUCGUCUAAACUGGUGGUUGACUCGACCUCUUCGUCGGCUGCGGCCGCAGCGUCCUCUUCCCGGAAGCGAACGCGCAGCAAGUCCGCGGAUCGGGACCGGGGUCGGCGUGACGAUCGUGGCGGGCGCCGCGGCGAGGAGAUUAAGAUUAGCAGCAGCAGCAGUGGAGGCUCGCGGAGGGUGGACAUUGCCAGGAGGCUGAUCGUAUCGGUGCGGGAAGUUACGCCGGAGAAGCGGGCAGAUGGUGGGGGACGUUCGAAGGAUCGUCGCAGCAGGGAACGCGUCGCGAAGGAGCCUUUGCCGUCGGGUGGGGAUCGGAGUCGCGAUCGUGUGGUUAGGCGUAGCAGGGAACGGAGUCGCGAGAAGAGGAUGGAGAGGGAGCGGGAGAGGGAGAAGGAGAGGAAGCGUGGUGGGGAGAAGGACUCCUCGCGGAGGAAGUCACCGGAAAAGAGGGGAGAAGACAAGAAGGUGGCGCCUGAGCGGAGACGGGCUGAAGGCGACUCUGAACGACGUCGUCGGGAGCGUUCCGCUUCUCCAAGCCGUCGCAUCAAGGACGAAGAUCCGGGCAAACGCUUCGUGGAAGCCCUUGGCCGGGUCGUCCAGGAGGAAGUGGUCCCGGCGAAGAAGAGCAAAUCGGACAAAUCGCUGACCAGCAAGCCGGCAAAACCGGCCAGUUCGAGCGACUCGAGUAGCUCGGACUCGGAGUCUUCGUCGUCGGAUUCCAGUUCGGAUUCGGACGAUGAAGCUGCGGCCCGCAAGCGCAAAAAGCGCAAACACAAGAAGGAGAGGAAGCGCGCCAAACGGUCCGCCUCGACGGAUUCGGACGACUCGGGCGGUAAGAAGAAAAAGAAGAGCAAAAAGUCCAAAUCGGGAAAGAAGAAGAAGAAGGAGAAGAAGCACCGGAAGGGUGAGUGAGGUGAGCCUCCGUGAAAGUACAGUAUUCGAGCGGGAAUAUCGUCGAUUUGAGGGGAUUAUUGUACAGCAGAACACGCACUCGGUUUGAAUUCUCGUACGUUCUUUUUUUUUAUUUAAACUUGAUUCAACUCCAAACAACGCUAUAAGUUUGUAGUAAGCCUUUCAUACCACACUUAAGUUAAGUCAUACAAGCUCUUUUGCAAGACCGACCCUGAAUUCUGACCGGUGAAACCAAUGAAAUCGACUCACCUGCGAAUGGUCCUCUGCGCCUUCUGUAAACUAACAGUUACGUUAAAGAACUCUAAUAAAGCUAUAGAACUGAAGAAAA
Culex quinquefasciatus (southern house mosquito) is the source of this 6134-nucleotide messenger RNA. RefSeq names its product E3 ubiquitin-protein ligase RBBP6 (gene snama). Lineage: Eukaryota; Metazoa; Arthropoda; Insecta; Diptera; Culicidae. The transcript has 13 exons. Gene Ontology annotation, biological process: ubiquitin-dependent protein catabolic process; mRNA processing; protein ubiquitination. The record is from RefSeq and is a predicted model, not a curated record. Gene Ontology annotation, molecular function: ubiquitin protein ligase activity; zinc ion binding; nucleic acid binding. Gene Ontology annotation, cellular component: nucleus. The coding region runs from base 215 to 5806 and encodes 1863 amino acids.